UGUUUUUUGUGCAAUAUGCCUAGUGAGAAUAGUAAGGACAGUGAUAAUGACAGUAGAGAGACGAGGGACAUUCCUGAAGUGAAUCUUGAUGAAAUCGCCAGAAGGGAGCAAGACGCACCUACCGAAGUCAUUUGUGCUAUUGUGAAGGGGCUGGACGCCAACCGCUAUGCGACAAAGAAGACCGUGGCCCAGGGCAUGCUGGACAUAGCCCUGCUCACCUCCAACGCGUCCCAGCUGAAGUAUGUGCUCCAAGUUGGGCCCAGACACGAGUUCUACACACUGUUGGUGGUCCUCAUCUCAAUUUCUAUCGUCUUACAGGUGUGCAUGGGCCUGGUGCUGCUCAGCCUGAACCUGCUGCGAGACUGUCGCCUGCACGACUCGCGCCACCACGCGUCGGCUGUCUUCAUUAACUAUGGCACCACGGGGGCCGCCGCUGCGGUCACCAUGCUCAACGUUCUUAUAUCCGCUUUUGACUCGAAUUUGGCUGCUUAUUUAGAGUAGUUGGAGAAAAGUGAGGAGAACGGUUGAAGGAGGAUGUACUUAAAUGUAGAUUUAACUUUGAAUAAUGCGGAAUAAAUUUUAUUUUGUGCUCUCUCGGCGCUCCCCCUGAACAUCGAGGAGAUAGGUAUAGAUGAGGUAUAGUUAACGCACCAUAGACAAUCAAGACUCAACGCAGACCUCCAUGAGACCUCCAACCUUCUUUCUUUCUUUCUUUCUAGCUCCUUGUCGGCCUCCUUUUCGUGAUAAUCGGAGGGCUGGACCUGAACGACCACGCAGACCAACCCUCGGCGCUGGUCCUCAAUGAUAUCAUCGUUAUAUUCAUAUUCGUCAUAUCAGUCAUCAAUAUUGUCAACUCAGCAUUUGGUAUCGAGUACUCGAACAGUCCUUUGGUGUUGGAAAGGCUUAAUGUUAUUAAUGUUGAAUAUUUAAGAAAAGUUAAUGCUUCUCUUGCGUAGACUCGAAUCGUAUUGAUAUUAGGUAGUACUUAUAGGUAUAAGGUUAGGUAGGGUAGGCAUACUUUACAAGUUUACAUAGGUUUUAUAAGAAAUUUGUCGUAACAAUUUGCCGUUAAUUAGUUAAGGUCUUUAUUAAAGUAAGUGUCACUAGUAAAGGAGAACGAUGUUACACAUAUUAUCCUAUCUCAGCUUGAGGGUGUUACAUCGGUCCAAAGUUUCGCUCCUUUUUAAACCAGAGAAAUAACGGAACUUUGUCGCUCGCAGGCAAGCGCGGGAGUUUUGGCUCUGACCAUCACAUUCCUGGACUCCGAAGACUCGGAGAACACA
Molecule: messenger RNA, 1283 nt
Organism: Plutella xylostella (diamondback moth)
Lineage: Eukaryota; Metazoa; Arthropoda; Insecta; Lepidoptera; Plutellidae
Product: ninjurin-2
Biological process (GO): tissue regeneration; cell adhesion
Cellular component (GO): membrane
Source: RefSeq, a predicted model, not a curated record